Anopheles marshallii is the source of this 747-nucleotide messenger RNA. RefSeq lists its product as uncharacterized. The record is from RefSeq and is a predicted model, not a curated record. Bases 1 to 747 code for a protein of 248 amino acids. Gene Ontology annotation, molecular function: protein binding. The transcript has a single exon. Lineage: Eukaryota; Metazoa; Arthropoda; Insecta; Diptera; Culicidae.
AUGGAGCUGCUCGCGUUGGAUGAGGAUUCGCUGAUGGAAAUAUUUUCCUACUUUUGCUUCAACGAGCUACUAGUGCUAUCUUCGGUCUGCAAACGGUUCCUGCACCUUUGCCAACGGCAUCUGCGGAAAAUACGCCACUUCGAGCUCGACUACCGCAGUGUGGCGGGACGCGAAAAUUAUCCGGAUUAUCUUCGCAACGUGUUUACCAGCCUUGGACCAACGCUAGAAGCGUUCCGCUUUUCCGGUGGAUACAUAAUGGACGAAAUGUUAAAACAACUCAUUGUGGACGGUGUGGCCGUCCACUGUACGAACUUGCGCCACCUAACCAUCAACUAUACGAUCCUUAACGAACAUCAGCUACGAUCGCUGGCCGCACUGUUGGGAACGCUCGUGCAUCUUGACCUUGGUCGCUGUGAUCUAACCGACGAAAGUUUGGGCGAGUUUCUGCGAUCGCGACCACUGAAACUGCAGACAUUGGCCAUACCGGGGAACACCAAUUUGUUGGGUGCAUUUUUCAAAGAUUGGACCACAGCGUAUGAUUUGCAGCAGCUUGAUUUAAGCUACUGCUUUUCUUUGAAUGUGCAAGAGAUGGAUGAGUUUUUAACGCACCAUGCCAAACGUUUACGGGCGGUCGAUGUUACCGGAAGCCUUUGGUUGCAGCGCAACAAGGAUAUUUUUGGGAAGGAUGGCCGAUCGAUAACGAUGGGAACGAACCUACCGGUGUUGGAGUACUAUAAAGCGGGCUAA